AUGACUGAAACUACAAUUAUUACGACACAAAUUCGUUCAGAUUCAGAUGAUUUCGAUAUUCGUCGAGAAUUUUGUGGCUUUCAAGAUAAACGUUUAAAUGAUUUACGACAAUUUACAUCUUGUAUUAUUGAUUUACAAACACAUGGUACAAAACAUCCAUUUGAAAAAGUUACUUGGGUAAUUUCACAUUAUGAUGAAACAGUUCGGACUUUUGUUGUUAAACGUAUUCAAGCAUGGGCUCAAACUACACAAAUAUCUGCUCAUAUUCAUGCAGAAGAUAUAGCAUUUCAUCAACAUAUAUCAUCAGAUUCAUCAUCUUGUUCAAUUGAUGGUAAAGUACAACAACUUGGAAAUUCAGUAAAAUCAUCUCCAUCACCACCAACAAAUUCUAUUCCAUUAGUGUUUAAUAAAAAUUCUAAAACACCAUUACAUAAUCAUCAUCAUCAUCAUCAUCAUCAUAGUAACGUACCAAAUGCUGCUCUUGUUCCACAAACUGAUAUUCAAUUACGACAUCAACCACGUCGUCGUCGAAAUUCAUCAUCAAGUAGUUCAGGAAUACGUCGACCAGGUUUUAUUUUAUUGAUUAUUUUCUUUUUUUUUGUUCAUAAAAUGUUAUUAAUGGUUGGUUUUGUUUUUUUUUUAUUCAGCAUUAUUUGGUAA
Rotaria sordida is the source of this 660-nucleotide messenger RNA. The record is from the annotation of a GenBank genome assembly. NCBI's taxonomy places the organism in Eukaryota, Metazoa, Rotifera, Eurotatoria, Philodinida, Philodinidae.